This is a messenger RNA of Lytechinus pictus (painted urchin), 3851 nucleotides long. RefSeq names its product CUB and sushi domain-containing protein 3-like. Bases 345 to 2564 code for a protein of 739 amino acids. The record is from RefSeq and is a predicted model, not a curated record. Lineage: Eukaryota; Metazoa; Echinodermata; Echinoidea; Temnopleuroida; Toxopneustidae. The transcript is spliced from 14 exons.
GCAGCGCCCCAUACAUUCCAGUCCAUGCACACCUCACAGACCGCCGAUUGAACUAUAACUUUGGUGACAGGAUAACUGUGACUUGCAAUACAAGCUCGGAUACCUUUACCCUUCAGUGCCACAACAAGGGACUCUGGAGUGGCCCUGUAAUUUCAUGUCCUGCACCAUUAUAUCCAGACGGUCUUCCAGCUAAAUGUAGCGCGCCAAUAAUUCCAAGGUACUCCGCGAUUCAAUCCCUUCAGUUGAGCUAUAACCAUGGGGAAAGUGUGAAUGUACAAUGUGACAAUAGCAGUGUUCAACCCUUUGCACUUCAAUGUAAUACCACAGGAUUAUGGAUUGGCCAAAUGCGACAAUGUCCUCCGCCAAUUGCAGAGCCAGUACGAUGUAACAGUCCGUACAUCCCGAGAUAUGGGUCUAUUGAUAACCUUCGUCUGGACUAUAAUAUUGGCACCAGUGUUAGGAUCACAUGUGACAACAGUACAGACAGCUAUAGCCUUCGGUGUCACUCUGAUGGAUUCUGGACGGGAAGCGUUCUUUCUUGUCCGGCACCAGUUGAAGCACCAGAAAAGUGCAGCGCCCCAUACGUCCCAAGGUACGCUACAAUCCAGGACCUCAGAAUGAGCUAUGACUUCAAUGAAAUAAUAACCGUGACGUGUGACAACAGCACUACACAGUUUACCCUAAUGUGUCAUACGCAUGGCCUUUGGAGUGGCCCGGUGGUGUCCUGUCCAGAACCUUACAGACCCCCUACAAAGUGCAACGCUCCUAGCAUUCCAAGAUAUUCCAAGAUAUCCGCUCGAAAUCUUGAAACAUCUUACGACUUGGGCGCCAGGGUAAAUGUAAGAUGUGAUAAUAGCUCGGUUCGAUUCGCACUCCGAUGUCGCACUGGUGGACUCUGGGAGGGACAGGUACAAGCUUGCCCGACACCUGUAGAAAAACCGAUACGAUGUAACAGUCCGUACAUCCCGAAGUAUGGGUCAAUUGAUAACCUUAGUUUGGACUACAAUGUUGGCGACAGUGUUAGGAUCACAUGUGACAACAGUACGGACAGCUAUAACCUUCGGUGUAACUCUGAUGGAUUCUGGACGGGAAGCGUUCUUUCUUGUCCUGCACCAAUUGAAGCUCCAGAGAAUUGCAGCGCCCCGUACGUAUCCAGGUAUGCCACAAUUCAGGACCUCAAAAUGAGCUACGACUUCAAUGAACGAAUAACCGUAACAUGUGACAACAGUACUACACAGUUCACCCUCAGAUGUCACACGCAUGGCCUAUGGAAUGGUCCAGUAGUGUCUUGUCCAGAACCUUACAGACCCCCAGUGCAAUGCAGCGCCCCUUACGUCCCAAGGUAUGCCACAAUAAAAGACCUCAGAAUGAGCUACGACUUCAAUGAAAGAAUAACCGUAACGUGUGACAACAGUACUACACAGUUCACCCUCAUGUGUCACACGCAUGGCCUUUGGAGUGGCCCAGUGGUAUCUUGUCCAGAACCUUACAGACCUCCCGUAAAAUGCAACGCACCAUACGUCCCAAGAUAUGCAACAAUUCAGAACUUUCAGAUGAGCUAUGACUAUAGUGAUAUAAUCACUGUGACAUGUGAUGGAAGCUCCACUCAGUUUAUCCUACAGUGUGACACGAACGGUCUAUGGAAAGGGCAGGCGGUAUCUUGUCCAGAACCUCCACAAGUUCCAAGACAAUGCAAUGCUCCUGCUAUCCCGAGAUAUUCAGGUAUUGAGGGACAACAAUUGGCCUAUAAUGCUAAUGACGAGGUGAUUGUAUCCUGUGACGGAGGUAGUUCUCAGUUCACCCUUCGAUGUAACAAUGAUGGAAUAUGGACUGGACCAAAUAUCGCUUGCCCUGCGCCUGAUCCGGGUGCCUCUCAUCAAACCUUCUGUAGUGCUCCGGUCAUUCCCAGUCAUUCAACCAACCAGAAUCUUCGUCUCUCAUACAAACCUAGCGAUAGGGUUAACGUGACAUGCAAUGAAGAUCAUAGUUCCUUCCUCUUGGUAUGUCGAGAAGGGUUAUGGAUCGGACAAAACAUAGUGUGCAAGGAACCAGAUGUAGAAUGCAACCCACCAAUCAUACCGGCUGUUUCAUCUGUCGAGAAUUUAAGACCUCGCUACAAGGUCGGCGACGAGGUCAACGUCACUUGCAACGGCGACUCUGAUUGGUUCAUUUGGGAAUGUCACCGGGAUGGUAAAUGGCGGGGAAGGGCCAUUGAUUGCCCUAUUCCAAGACCAUCCCUUGGCCAUGUUAGUCCCGUUCCAGGAAAUACUGCAGAUAGAAAAGCCGAGGAGAGCAGAGGUUUCUUAACUACGGCCCUGCUUGUAACUGCGACGAUCAUUUUCGUUUUGGUGUUGAUGUCAAUGGCAGGCUUCUCGAUCUUCGUGAAACGUCGGGUCCAUUCAUCCUCGAACGAAUACCUGCAUGAUAAAGACCGGGGACCACUCCCCGACGUCCCGUCGGGAUACGCAGGUUACAUUGCAGGUGACAAGUCAUUGUACACGGAACCCUACCUCAAACCAGACCGCAACACUCAUAACUACGAGGACUAUGAUACCCCACGUUAAGCUAUCUUGCUCGAAUCGGCAUCGGCGAUGACAAUACGUUGUACGAAAAGAUAAAGAAGAAUGACGAAAAAACAUGAUUACAAAACGGAAUAUUUACACAAAGAAACAUAAAUGAUAUGAGAAAAAAAAAUAGAUUACUUAAAAUCCUCUCUGUUUUUGGUGAUGUGUUUCAUUCCUACUAUUCGGAGAAAUUUCAUAUUGAUUUGUUUGUAUUAAUACAUUUUAGAAGUAACUUGCAUUUUGUUGCCAUGCUUAUGAAUAAUUAUUUUAUACAUCAAAUCUCCAAAUUAAGCUAUUCCGGUUAAAAUCAAAAUCAUCUUAAUUAAAUGUUAACAAGGGCUUCAUAUUACAUGUACUUAAGUAAUCAAAUAUUAAACCUAAAUUCAAAUAUGAGGAACAAAGACUUGGACAAUCUGAAACAAUCUUUUAUCAGUAAUGCAUUGAGUUGAGUCGAAAUGAAAUAAACCAAACUUGAACUUGAACUUGUUCUUUUCGAUAUAAGUGAAAUAAAAACAAAAUAAAUGCGAGUAUUGAUCUUGCUUUGUAUGUGUGUUUGGAUCUCCUGUUGAUAUACAGACAUUGUAAAUAUGCGCACAUAAAAAAAUGGUAUCUGAGUAUUUCAAGCGAUAGCAAAAACGAUUUUUAUACCGUAAUGUAGUAGUUCUUUUUAGAUGAACAGUCGUAAUGACUUUCAUUACAUAUAUUCAUUGCAGUUGGUUGGGGAGAAUAAAAGCUUUCAAAAGAUGUGUUGAAGAUAUCAAGCUAUAAUCAAACGCUUUAUUCAUACAUUAAUCAGAUGCUAAGACACGAUAGUUUUAUCUAUAUUCAAAUAUUAGUUCUUGGUAUGCAUUUAUCAAGCGCCUGUAACCUAUUGCAAUAUCAUUUAUCACUGUUGAUAUUUCCUUGAAAUAUGUUUUUUUAUCAAUAUUGGUUAUAGUUAAAUAUUGAGUAUAGUUUCCUAGUGGUAAAACAUUCGAUUUUUUUUUUUUUUUUUUCUUGCAAAAGUAUCGGGCCCAUUUUAAAUGUGAUUUCUGUGAGAACUUAUUUUCACAAGGCCUCUGUGCUUUUCUUCUCAAGUUCUCUUUCAUUCAAUUAUGAUAUUUAAUCAAGUCAAUGUUUUGUUUAUGUAUAAUAUGUUUUGCUCUGUAUAAUUUUAUGCAUUUAUAAUUUGUUUGCAUUGUACAUGUGUUUUUUUAACCUAUUUGACUUUGAAUGAAUAUAGAAUUGAACUGAAUUGAAUAAUCUGGAAAUAUGUUUGUUCUUCUGGAAUUGAUGGAAUUAAGAGAG